Schizosaccharomyces octosporus yFS286 is the source of this 1370-nucleotide messenger RNA. RefSeq names its product glutathione peroxidase Gpx1. The transcript has 2 exons. The coding region runs from base 93 to 572 and encodes 159 amino acids. Gene Ontology annotation, molecular function: glutathione peroxidase activity. Gene Ontology annotation, biological process: response to oxidative stress. Lineage: Eukaryota; Fungi; Ascomycota; Schizosaccharomycetes; Schizosaccharomycetales; Schizosaccharomycetaceae. The record is from RefSeq and is a predicted model, not a curated record.
GCGACAAACAUUCAAAUAGGCUGGUUUCCGCAACGCUCAACUUGACCUCUACCACACCUACUAGGAACAAAAGAAGCAUAGAAUUAACCAAGAUGGUUUCUCAUUUUUACGAUUUUGCACCACUCGACAGAACUGGCAAGCCCUUUCCUUUUAGUGAACUUAAGGGAAAGGUUGUUUUGGUUGUCAAUACCGCUAGCAAGUGUGGCUUUACUCCACAAUUCCAAGGUUUGGAGUCUUUGUACCAAAAAUUUAAGGACCGUGGUUUGAUGGUUAUUGGUUUCCCUUGCAAUCAAUUUGGCGGCCAAGAGCCUGGCAACAACGAAGAGGUUGGUGAAUUCUGCCAAAAGAACUAUGGUGUCACUUUCCCCGUUUUAUCAAAGAUCAACGUCAAUGGCGACAAUGUUGAUCCCGUCUAUCAAUACUUGAAGAGCGAAAAGAAGCAACUUGGUCUUGAGAGAAUCAAAUGGAACUUUGAGAAAUUCCUUGUUAACCGCCAAGGUCAAGUCAUUGAACGCUACUCUAGUAUCAGCAAACCUGAACAUAUUGAAAACGAUAUCGAAAGUAUCCUUUAGACAGUGUUCUUUUUAAUUUUCGUAUACACAUACAUACAUAUAUAUUCCUAUUGACGACUUAUGCAGUCCUGUUUUCUCAUUGAAUAGUCUGAGGAUUGGCUUAAUUUUUUAUUUUUUUCUCUUCGGAUGCGUUUCUUAUAGAAUGAAAAGAAAAUGAUAGUUUCUUGUAUUUAUUUCAUUGACUCGUUUUGGUUUUUGGUUAUUUUUUGUAUAGGAAGAAAACCUUGGCUUGUUUGUUUCCCUUUCAAACACUGAAAAUAAAACGCAACACUAAGUGUACCGUGAUCGUAAAUUGACCAACUGGGCUGGAGACAUCGAGACUUUUAUUUAUUUAUUCUUUCUUUAUUUCUUUUCUUUCUUUUUUUUUGUUUCGUCCUCCUAUUCAACUCUGUUGUCUUUGGGUGAAAUCAAAUUUCUCCUUCUUCCUGUUGAAGUAUAUAUUCAAUGUUUACAAUGUCGCCAGCUCGAAUCACGGCUUUGUCUACCGUACCCCAGUCGGUAUGGAGAUGGGAAACUGCAACUUUUGAUUCUGAGCUGUCUAUACCGCUAAAUUCUGCUUGUACUUCUUUUUGAUUGUGCAAGUACAGAACAAUGGUCGGUGUAGACAAACUCAUUUUUCGAUAAAACCGAAGCGUUCUCAUUCUCUGCUGGAAUGCCAGAGUAUUGUCACUGGUAUCAACCAUUGUAAAAUAAAAAAUCAAUUUUGCUCAAACUUUUCUUUUUUUGUAUAACCAAUCUUCAAAAUUUCUACGAAUUUGUAACGAAAAUUUUUCAUCAGCUAUUGACUUACCAAACGCC